AGUGUGUUCAAUGACGAUUGUGAGAUCUAAAAUGAAUCACUUUUACUAUAUUUGAAACUGAAACAUGGUUAGCCCUAAUCCUAAUCCUUUCCAAUUUUCGACAGAAAAAAACCUAAUGUCUCAUCGAGACUCUGAUUCCAAGCGUCGCCACUCCAAGUUCGAUCAAGAACCAAGUCCCAAGAGAUAUAGAAGGGAUGGUAGACAAGAAAGAGAAAGGGACAGGAACAGAGUAACCUCUGAUGGUGGAGAUAAGAGAAACCCGCCGCCACCACAUCAUUCUAGGCGAGAACCUUUCGAUGCUUCUGCUCCCAAGAAAUCAAAUUCAAAUGAUCAUGGACAGCCAUCCAAACAUUCGUCUCAGCCAUCAAGAUCUCGCUCUUAUUACCAGCAUGAAGAACGGGGUAGUACUGGGCAGGCUGGUCGAAGCAAUGGACAAAGGGAAGCUGGUGGAAAAGUCUUUACUCAGGGUAAAGACGAUAAUGAAAGGUUGGAGACAGGUCAGAGUAGAGAGCAAACAAAUAUGAAAUCUCAGGUGAAACUGAAUGAUAAUUUGCAGAAAAGAGAUGGUUUUGCCGAAAGAAAAGACGAUCUACCCCCUACUAUGAGGAAACGACGAGCAUUCAGGGAGAAGAAGAUUCCUGUGGAUUCAGCAGAUGCUAAUCCAGCUCCAAUGGUAGCAGUAAAGUCAAGCCAUACAGACCAUUUUAUGGAAAGGAAUGAAAGGAAGGAGGAAAGAAGCAGCAAUCCUCAUCAUCUGGAUAGACCCGAGAAACAAAUUACAGAGGGCAGAGCACUCAAUAAGAGUGAAGCAAGGAGGGAUGGUUUUCCGUCAAGAGUAAGGUUUGGGGGCAGUGGAGGCGACAAUAAUUACAGGGGAAGAGAUAAACUUAAUGGAAGACAAGUUAAUCGACCCGUUAAGUCGCGAGUAGACAAGUGGAAACAUGAUUUGUAUCAAGAGGUUAACAAGGAUCCUGUUCCUAAGAAUGAGGAUGAUCAGAUUGCUAAGUUAGAAGCACUCUUGGCUUCGUAACGGAAGCCGUAUUUGCUAAGCCUCUAUUCUUUUUUGUCUUAAAAAAAAUCAAGUCGUGGCUUUUCGGACAAUUUCCAGAGGUGCUUGAUUAUUGGGCAUCAGAGCAAUAUGCAACCUACAAGCUCGGAUUACCUGUUUUUGUUUUAACUUCAAUUUACUUUUUUGGUAAGAGAACAAUAUCUAGAGUGAGACUCUUUUUGUUUAUGACAUCUCGUCUACCUAUUUCACA
This is a messenger RNA of Vigna umbellata (rice bean), 1259 nucleotides long. RefSeq lists its product as uncharacterized. The record is from RefSeq and is a predicted model, not a curated record. Lineage: Eukaryota; Viridiplantae; Streptophyta; Magnoliopsida; Fabales; Fabaceae.